AUGGGCCUCCUCGACAAGCUGUGGGACGACACCGUCGCGGGCCCGCGCCCGGACACCGGCCUUGGCCGCCUCCGCAAGCAGCCCGCGCGCCCCGCCGCCGUCAAGAUCAAUGAUCCGGCCGAGGACGCUGUGGCGUUCGUUCCGCCCUCGCCGGCUUCGGGCAGCGAGGAGACGCCGGUGAAGGUGACGCGCAGCAUCAUGAUCAAACGCCCCGCGGGGUACCCGUCGUCGCCGAGGAGCGCCGCAAGCACGCCGCCGGCCUCGCCACUAGGGACUACCCCGCCCAUCUCGCCGUUUGCCGGUGCCGGUGAGUGCCCUGCCAGAGACUCGGCAGCCCCCUUCGCGUGCGUCCAUUUAUUCCGGCAAGUGACGGCGGCCUCCUGUACUGAUUGCUCGACACCUCUUCGCGACUCCGCCCGUGUCACUUCUCACCCGAUGCCCCAGCUGGCCCUCGCACCACCCGUCCCCGUCCUCCCCAACCUCACACCAAGCCACAGAAAGAGCUUCCUCCACUGCCCUCCGCAGCUCCGCUUCUCAACUCCUCCCGUCCAAGUAGCCAUAGCUUGGCUCCGGCGCCACCAUUGGCUGGCCGCUGCCACCUCCACGCCCGGCCAGUGGGCGUGA
This is a messenger RNA of Miscanthus lutarioriparius, 624 nucleotides long. The record is from the annotation of a GenBank genome assembly. NCBI's taxonomy places the organism in Eukaryota, Viridiplantae, Streptophyta, Magnoliopsida, Poales, Poaceae.